Molecule: messenger RNA, 1389 nt
Organism: Trypanosoma grayi
Lineage: Eukaryota; Euglenozoa; Kinetoplastea; Trypanosomatida; Trypanosomatidae
Exons: 1
Coding region: 1-1389 (462 amino acids)
Source: RefSeq, a predicted model, not a curated record
AUGCACGAGGCUGCGCACGCGGUGCUGGCCACGCCGUCGUCCCUCAGCAGUUACCCAACAUACACGCCUCCCCCACCGCUCCCCAGGAAGGCGGACGCGGUGUCUCCGUUAGCAGUACCGCCAUCACCACCAACCGCGGAAGCAAAGACAGCAACAUCUCAGCGUACGUUCCAUGAGGAGUGUAACGAGUUGCUACGCGUCAUGAAUGAGGACGCAGAGGGCGGUGUUGCGUGUGUAGGGCCAAAGAAGAUGCGCGAGAAGUGCCGCGCCAUUCUCAGCGAGGUGGAACAUCUCAACCGCCUGCUAGAGGUGACUGUAGAGGAGCGCGAUGACAUGGAAGGGGAGCUGCGCGGGCAGCUGCUGCAUGCUGAAAUGACCAUCCGCGAGCAGACGCAGCUGCUGGAAGAGAGGAACGAGGAGCUGCUUCAUCUGCGCGGGGCCGUGGCGCAGCUGACGGCGCGGUUGGAGGUGGCGCAGCAGCAGCAGAAGCAACAACCGCAACAAAAGCAACCGCAGCAGGUGCCUCGCACAGACUCACGCGAUGCUGACGACGGACGGGGAAGCAGAGGCGGCGAUGAUGGCGUCGGCAGGGCUUCCGGCAUCAUCUCAGCCCCCGUUGUGGAGUUCUCUGAUGAGGCACACGAUAAUGACCGUGACGUCACACGCAAUAAUAACGGUGACGGAAAAGAGGAGGAAGGGGAUGUGUGUGUGAAUGUGGGCACCGAAGGUGUUGCUAUCGUGUGCCGUGUUGCGCAGAACGCGCUACGGUGGGUGAAGUUCCUGCUGGGGCGGUGCGUUUCCGACGGCGCAGAGGAUGACGGAGGCAACACCGCGCCCCUGCUGCCGCUGCUUCACGAACUGCAGCAGCGCAUCGCCGGUCCGGACGUCGACGCGGCGGCGGUACGGGUGCUCUGCGUGCAGCUAUCAAACGGCGUGGCCGAGGCGGCAGCGGUGCGCGCCCCAAGUGCGAGAUGCGACGCGCACGUACGGGAAGAGAAGCUGCGGCAGCAGGUGGCGGCCCUUGAGGCGGAGCGCGACGCUCUCCGGCAGCGUGCAAGCGUCGUCGCGGAGGAGAACGUGCUACUGCUGCGCGAGCUCAAGGCAUGUGAGUACCCUGCGCAGCACACCACCACCACGCCGCCGCCGCUGCCAGCGCAGAUGAGUCAGCUAGAAGUGCAGAACGCGAUGCUGCUGGCUGAGCGGGACCGUCAGGCUGUAUUCAUUGAGGAGCUAGAGCAGCAGUUGCGGCAGUUAGAAGAGGAAAAAAUUGCGCUUCACAGCACUGUUAAGCUUCAGGCGGAGUCGCUGCAACGUCACGAGUGUGCCCUCGAAUUUCUCUCACGUCAUGAGUUUGGCGGGGGUGGACGGGCACAGACAUCCUUCAAGUGA